Messenger RNA from Prosopis cineraria, 2550 nucleotides. RefSeq lists its product as uncharacterized. Gene Ontology annotation, cellular component: cytoplasm. Bases 985 to 2370 code for a protein of 461 amino acids. The transcript has 2 exons. The record is from RefSeq and is a predicted model, not a curated record. NCBI's taxonomy places the organism in Eukaryota, Viridiplantae, Streptophyta, Magnoliopsida, Fabales, Fabaceae.
AAAAAACUUUGCAAGACUCUCGACUAGACGCCGCUCUGGUUUUUCCUGUGUUUCUGCCCUAGAACCCGCAAAUUCUUUCAUUCGCCUCUGCUCGUGUCUGUGUCGUGAGUGUGACCUUGCCGGAAUCCUGUUCUUCUCUUGUGUCCGUCGUCAUUGUGGGUGUUUGCUGCUUCGUUGUCGUGGCUUCAAGCUUCAAGUUCGUUGUUGUUAUUGGCCAAAAUCUCUUGUCUUCGCUGCUGCAGGUGGUGUCGUUCUUGUCUCCUCGCUGGAAUCCACAACCUUCAUUGUCGUUCUUGUUCUCGGCCAAGUCCCUCGUUCAUUGGCUUCAAGCUUCAUCUUCAGAGUUUAGCUCCUUCGUGCUCUUCAAGAUUCUUUUAGAGCUCAACUUCAUCUGUGCCAGGCAAGAGGGCAAGAGGAGGGAAAGGAGGGAGGAGGAAUCCAAGUCCUGAGUUACCCGAUCUCCUAAUAAGGCAAAUGAACUGCUUAUUAGACUUUGAUUUGAUUUAAGUUUUAGUAUUCAUUGGUUUUCAGUGUUGUAGUUCUCCGUCUGCUUUAACUUUUCGUUGUUCAAAUGUGGAUGGUCUUAUUGUGCUCAGAUUUAUACCAAACAGCAUCGUUUUGUUGAAGUGGACGUGCAGGGGUAUUGGCUUCUGCGUUGCUUGCCGACCAUCUCGUCGUCGCAGGCUUCUUGCAAUUUGCUGUCGUUUGUACCUCCGCUCUCAUCGAUAUGUCGGUGGUGACUAUUGACUAUUGACUAUUCCGUCUUUCUGUCAGUUUAACUUAACCCUCACUAGUACAUCCUUAUGGAUCCUCAGAAUUAGCCACCACCACCUCUCAUGCAUGGCAAAGAAAGACAAAGCCAUUAAUCGAGAUCUCCUUUGGAUAAAAAUUUGGUGAAGCAGGUGACAAUUCCCACUAUUGUUCUUUUCAGUUUCUUGGCUGACAAUCUGCGAUUUUUCUCUCCUUUUGUCGGAGGAAUCUGUCAUGGUUUCAAGGUUCACACGGGGGGCAUCUCAUGAAGCCGAAAAUCAUAUUGAGCUUUCCCUUAGACAAGCGUUUGAAUGUCUUGAGCCAAAGUUAAGGCCCCCAUUCUCCUUAACAAUCCCGAAUACUGAUGAAUACUUGGAGCUUAAUCGGGCAAUCCUCUGCGGUAUUUUGUGCGAACCCCAUUUUGCCAAAAUCCAUAUCAAGCACUUGCAUGCUAUUGUUUCUGAUGGGUACGCAUUUUUUGUUGAUUUGCUUGUCAAAAUUGUUCACCAGUUGUACCCAAAGCUUCUUGUGUCAGUGAAAAAUCAGUUGAUUUGGGUUACCAAGGAAAUGUUUGAUGUGCUGGCAGUAGGUUUUGAUUGUUUGUUGGUGUCCCUUUUGAGGCAAAUUGUUGAAGGAGAUUUUAGUGAUGGAAAUUUGUGGUUGUGUUUUGAGCUUGCCAGCUUCUUUCUUGAUAAGUGGAAUUGCAUAUUAGAUGAAGAACCACUACUUUUGUCAAGUGCUUUGUAUGUGUAUCUUCGCCUAUUAGCUGAUCAUUAUAGGUCAACAAAUAAUGAAAAGUUAGAGAGUCUAAAGCGAUUAGAGAUUGAUUUAUGCGUCAAAAUUGUGAGGGAAGAAUUCUGUUUAUGUUUGAAGAUUGGGAGGGAUAUCGUCUGGUUACUACAAAGUUUGUUCCAUGUCCCUGAGUUUAGAGCUAUAUGGAAGGAUUUGGUAAUGAAUCCAUCUGAGUUCAAGACACCAGCAUUUACAGAUAUUUCACAGCUUUACUUCAUAAGGACUUCAAGUAGGUAUUUUUUACUUCGGAUCACUCCUGAAAUGGAGUCCUAUCUACGGUUUCUGCUAACGCAUGUGAAGUUGGGACAGCAAAAGCGCCACCAGAUGUGGUUUACAAGGAAGUUUCUCAAUGAGCCAAGUAGAGAGACUGUUAUAGUUGAUUUAGUUCGAUUUAUAUGUUGUGCACACCAUCCACCAAAUGAGAUCAUUCAGUCAGAUAUUGUUCCAAGAUGGGCUGUUAUUGGUUGGCUUCUGAAAUCUUGCAGGAAAAGCUAUGUUGAGGCCAAUGUAAAACUGGCCUUGUUCUAUGAUUGGCUCUUUUUCAAUGAAAGUGUGGAUAACAUCAUGAACAUAGAACCUGCAAUGUUAUUGAUAGUGCACUCUAUUCCCAAAUACAUUGACAUGACUCACACUCUUGUUGAAUUCUUGUUACAUCUUGUGGACAAUUAUGAUGUGGAACAUAGAGAUAUUAUAAUUAAAGGCGUGUCAUCAGCUUUGCAGGCACUUGUCCACAAAGGCGUGAUUCACUCAAUUGAUGUUUUGACCAAGUGUUCUACACUUUCCCCUGUACUAAAAAAAGGCCUAGGAAGGUUAUUGUUUAGUGCAUAGUAGGUAUUUCUAGCAGGCGGCUUCCUGUAUACUUUUCCCAUAGCCGUCUGAGUUUCUCUAAUUGUUUACUUAAUCAAACUCAUGGAGUCAAAAUGAUGCAGAAGUAUGUGGGAAUCAAACAAUGACAAAUCCGGAUUCUUGUAAAAUUGAAUAGAAAGUUAUGCAGCAACUUUGCUUUCA